GUGCUCUUCCGAUCUGAAAAAAUUAUGCAGCACACUGGUCCAUUUAGCUAAAAUGUCAUUGUAGCAACUCAAAAUGAUUCUCAGUAGUUUGUGUGGCCCCCACGUGCUUGUACGCAUGCCUGACAACGUGGGGGCAUGCUCCUAAUGAGACUACGGAUGGUGUCCUGGGGGAUAUAUAUAUAUACAUACUUAUUUGGGACCAGGUACAGUCAUGUUAUUGUCCUGAGCCCAAACACCUGCUUCCCAAUGAUUGGACUUAUUUCAAACAUUUUGCUCAACGCUCAUUUCAAGUGUGCGUCAAAGCAGUGCCGCUUUUUGACGCAUUCAAGCUCAGUCGAAGGACAAAAUGUGAGGCUGGUUUCGGACAGUUGAGCUUUUACUUUUGCGAUCCCAAACACAUACUGCUUGUAAAUUGGACUUUGCUGUUGGACUUUUGUGUACCAUGUGCUCAUUUAAACUGCAUGUCACAGCAGCGCCGCUUUUUGAUGGAUUGAAGCUCAGCCAAAGAGCAAAUGGUGCAUUUGGUUGAGGCAAGUUGAGCUUUUACUUUUGCUAUUAUUGGACGUUUUCCUGCACAACAGGCCUGCUACUGAAAGCAUUUAGUAAAAUGCUCAUUGAAAGUGCAGCAAUGGCAGCGCUGCUUUUCAAAAGAUUCAGGCUCAGACAAAGAGCAAAUGUUGCAUUUGAGCUUCUACUCUUCUCGGGCCAACCAUCUGGAAUUCUGGGAUGUUUCUGAAGGGCGACGUCAUGACAUUGAUUUGCUGAUUUCAUUCCAAGUCUCCCACUUGUUGACUGUUAGUCUUCCAGUCGUCCAUUCCGUGUCCUGACAGUAGCGACCCGUAGGAGGUGCACGGCCCAAAGACAUGCCAGGGCAAGAAAUGCGGCGAUGCUUCACAGUAUUUCUUCACCCCGCCUCUCCCCCCUGUGGCCAUGUGUGUGAUAGCGCUGCAUGUGUUGGCUUUGCAUCCGUUGUACAAAGACGCCAUCUCCAUCCUCCCUCCACCCAGCGGCCGCCAAGUUCGCUGACCUGCUGGGCUCCGUGCGCAGGGGCUCAGGGCCCACGUCGGACGGAGAAGGCCGGUCCGCCACCCCGCCCCCCGCCACCCUCUCCUCCCCGUCCCCUUCCCGUACGCACGCCCCCGCCGUCCCAAUGCAGAUGUCCAGGCUCACAGACCUGGUGAGCAGCGUUCGAAGGGCGCAACCGGCCCCGGCGCCCGAGUCCGACGCCGCCGCUCCUGCACCGCCUCCGGGCAGCGCCAGGCCCACGCCCCCUCCCGCUCCCGUGCAGGCGACCUCCCCACCUCCUCCCCUACAUACCCCGUCAAGUCCCUCCCCUUCCUCCUCCCAGCGUAAGUAGUGAGAUGCACGGGGUGGAGUGCGGGCAUGUUGUUCAGAGGGGCAUGCGAUGCCAGCAAGGCAUUCUGGGUAGCGGUGUGUUCAGGUAGUGUGAUUCUCUUCUUCAGCGGUCGGCUUUGGGACGGCAUGAGGAAUGCGCGUUGUUGCAAGUCGCAAGUUGUUUGUGUGCUUUACUUUCCGUGCAUCAACUUCCUGUUUGACACUCGCGAACGACGCAACUAACUGCAACCCUGAUUUUUUUAUGCUAGGUUAGCCUAUUGUAGCUGACUGGCUGAUAGUUGGAGGUGUCAUUUUAAGAUGUGUGGUGAAGCCUGCUUAGUAUCCAUGAAUGUGAUGCUGGCUGAAGUGAUGGGACGUUUCUCUUUCCCCAAAAUCUUGGUCCAAUUUGGAUGGCAGAAUGGUCAUGAUCGUUUACCGUGUUGCCUCUUCUUCC
Molecule: messenger RNA, 1789 nt
Organism: Dunckerocampus dactyliophorus (ringed pipefish)
Lineage: Eukaryota; Metazoa; Chordata; Actinopteri; Syngnathiformes; Syngnathidae
Product: serine/arginine repetitive matrix protein 1-like
Exons: 3
Coding region: 950-1357 (135 amino acids)
Source: RefSeq, a predicted model, not a curated record